AUGAAGGAAGCCCUGCGACCACUCGUCGAGGCCAGCGCCUCGGGUAUCCGCGAGAUUGCUCGCGCGGGCUUCCACGCUGGCGCAUCGUGGGCGCUGCUGCCCAGCUGCCCUGCGGCGCCCCCCUGCCCGCCGUACCCGCCCUGCCCCGCGUGCUUCUGCACGUGCGGGGAGGGAGGCGGGGGCGGCGGGGCUCCGGCUGGCGGGGGCGGCGGGGGAGGCAGCCCUCCCUGGUUGGCGGCCGGGGGCGGGCCGGUGUGCGACGCGGUCGCCGACGCGGUCGUGGGGGCGCUGCGCGAGGCGGACUGGUGCUGCUCGCGCUGCUCGCGGGGUUCGGACUCGGACGCCUCAGCCGCGCCGCGUCAGCUCACCUUGAGCCUCGCGAUGGCGCUGGUGCCCAGGGGAUCCUCGCGGCGGCUUCUCCCGGGCUGCAGAGCGGUGGUGCGCUACGCAGGGGACGACCUCUGGCACGAGCGGAUCCUGCUGUACCCAGCAGCCAGUGAGACUGCUGGCGCCGGGCUUCCAGGAACCUGCUGGGUGGUGUACACCCCCGAUCGUGACAUGUACAUCGAGGAGCUUGAAGGAGGGUCGCCCGACGACAGCCCCGUCGAGUGGCUGGAGAUGCCGCGGGACUUGCGGUUUCCCAGUGGGCUUGGGCGGGCGUAUCGCUUCGAGGAGUCGCCGACGGAGGAGGUGAUGAAGGGCCUCUAUCGUCGGGCCUUCUCGGCCGCCCAAGCCGAUGCGGAGGCGCGCGGGGUGCAGCUGGAGACGCCGAUGGCGGUGCGAACUGCAGCGGGGCGAGACGUGGCCGUGCAGGAGGCGUUCGGGGCCAACUUCUUCGGGGGCCGACGGAUGACGGGCAAGAGACCUCCUCUUGGUCUGGACCUCGGAGGCGACCACGGGGGACACUCUGGAUCGGUUGCGGCGGCCGCGGAGGGCGUCGGCGACAGCGGCGCCCCGGGGCCUGCGGUUGAGGGGACCAGCACGCCACGGUCGAGCGGCCGUGUAUGGCGAGCAGCCGAGGCCGACGAGCAUUGCCGCAUCGCUCUGGGAGACGAGUUGGGGCCUCCAGCGCAGUCUCUCUGCGGCAAGGGGCUGUACCUCGCAGCGCCCGGGCGAGCCGUGGUGGUGCACCUGACGGGGCUCGACCAGGACUCCUUCGUGAUGAGCCUGCGCAGUGGCGAGGGCCACCCCUUGAGCGCUGGCGCCGGGAACGGGGGAGGAGGAGAUGCCCGAACACUGACGGUGAAGAGUGGGCCGCGGGGCCGAGGCCGAGAGUGGCGCGAGGUCGUGGACGCCUGCGAGGAGGAGCCGUUUGGUGACUUCCCCGUGGCAGGGCCUCGGUCAGCUUGGUGGUGCUUGGAUUUCUUGCGGCGGCGGCACACCCCUACGGAUCAUCAUCUGAUGUUCAAGACGACGGCGAGGCUCCAGUCGGAGCAGUGGGGGGUGCAGGAGCAUGAGCAGCUCAUGAAGUAUAUCGAGCUGGCGGGCACUUAUGAUCAGCUGGACCUCAGCAACUGUGCCUUCGCCGAGGCCAUUUUUCGGCGGGCGCAGACUAUCGAGUGGAGCUACCACGAUCGUUUGCGUGAGGCCGACUCGGCUAGCUCCAAGGACAAGAUGAGUCCCGAGGAGUUCUCGGCUUUCAGCGGUUUCAGCAAGGCUGGGGACCUUCUAAUGGUGGCCCCUACGCUCCUCGAGUUCGUGAAAGGCCAGGUCGAGAAGGACGCCGCCAUCAUGAAGAACAUCAGGAAGGCCCGAGAAGAACGAGAGCUCCGCCGCAAAGGAGCCCUCCGUGAGCUCCGCGGUGCUGGCGUGUACGAGGACAUCGACUCGCCAGUCGUCAGCUUCGACGAUUCCCUCGUCUCGCUGCCCGAGGCCGGCAACGUGCCUGUGCCGCUUGGGGAGCUGGUUGCAGGCGUGGGCGAUCUAGAUGUCGAGGCAUCAAUACACGAGCAGCUCCUUCCACGCAAGGAUGCGGAUUCCAACCUCUCUGAGGCUCCGCGACAGCCGUACAUGGAUGCUGUCCUCCGCGCUCAGCCACAUGCCUAUACUGGGUUGGUGCGGCGCUUGCAUGCGGCGGGGAUGGUGACUUUCUCUGCCGCGCCACGUGAGAGGUGCGGCCUCUUCUUCGUGCGUAAGAAGUCUGGCAAGCAGCGCAUGGUUAUUGACUGCCGACGGGCUAACUGCUGGUUCAAGAGGCCUUCGACAGUCGCGCUGGCGACGGGCUCUGCACUUGGAGAGCUAGCCGUGCCAGAGGGAGAGCAGCUCUACGUCGGUCACGUGGAUAUCUGCGACGCCUUCUAUCACUUUGGAUUGCCGGAGGCUUUUCGGGACUACUUCGCGCUGCCAGCGGUGAAGGCAGGUGAUAUGGGGCUGAGUGUCCUAGGUGGAAGGUCCCUCGCGCCUGGCAGCCGUGUGUGGCCAGUCCUGGCGGUGCUGCCCAUGGGCUGGUCGCAUGCGCUGUAUUGGUGCCAGACCAUUCACCGCGGGAUCGUGAGCUCCAUCCCCGCGCUGCUCGACGUCCCGUUCAUUUCAGACAAGAGUGUAGCGCCGCCGGUGCAGCCACUGGCGAUGACCGUAUAUGUGGAUAAUUUUCUCGCCUUGGGUACAGAUCCCGAGGCCGUUUCCCGCGCUGUGAAGCUCGUCAACGCAGCCUUGACGUCCAGAGGGUUACCCACUCAUGAGGUGAUGUGCACGGACGCGUCUUUUUGGGGCUUCGGAUUGGUCUGCAAGGACCUCGACAAGGACCUCGUGGGCUCGAUGGGCUGUUUCUCCGAACGGUGGCGCUUCUUGGGCGACAACAAGGUGCUCUCCAGGGCCUGGGCUGCAGGCUCCCAUGACGACGGGAUCAUGACAAAGCCUCUAGAGAGCUCCAAGGACUUCCAGCAGUUCGUGGGGGAUGAGGAGGCUAGCAACGAGGCCCGCACGCGGGCCGCUGGUCGUCUUCCCGAAGCGGUUCGUGACGAAGGUUGGGCGGUGGUGGGCUCGCACAAGUGGGGAUCUCCGCCUGACAACAUCGUGGAGGGGGAAGCCAGGGCUAUCGCUUUUGGGGUAAAGCACAUCUGCAGAUCCACGAAGGCCUUUGACUGUCAUCACCUCCUGCUCUCCGACUCCCUCUCGUCCGUCUUGGCUCUGGGCAAGGGCCGGUCUUCGGCCCCCGGCGUCAGCGGCGCGCUGCGCUCCGUGGCAGCACAUGUCGUGGCGACGGGGCUCCGGCUCAGUGCCCGCUGGCUGCCCAGUGAGUGGAACUUUGCCGACGGACCUUCGCGAGGGCUGCGGCACGCUGGUUAUGCUCGCGCUGGAUACGGCCAGGCUGGAGCGUCGCCGGGCGGCGGGCCAGGCGGAGGAGGCCCGCUCGGUCCCGCGGAGCCGCGCAGCGCCGCCGAGCCGGGCGACGUCGGCACCGUCGCCUCGGAGGCUACGCCUGCGGCCAACGUGGUGGAGUGGCGGAAGCUGGCCCGGGGCGGAGCCACGCUGGCCGAAGCGGAGACGCUGGACGUGCCACAGCUGAGCACAGUGCGGACGCAGACAGUGACGUCCAGGUUCCAGCCGGUGGGCGCCGAGACCAACGACUGGCUGGCCGAGCAAGAGUUACAUACGCAGCCGAUGCUCUCCCUCGACGGCCAGAGGGGUAUCCCACUGGCUCCCGAGGCUGCCGCCGCGCUGGACGACAGACUCGCGAAGAGGAUGUUGGGGCAGUACCUGGAGGGCGUCGACUCCUGGCACGGAGUUCAAAUGCUGGCCGCCCUACAAUGGUGCGACCCGCGUCUCAGCCGCGACUGGGCCCGGGUGCUACAUCCACUCGUCGGCGGAGAGUCGCGGCCCUGCGAGACGGCAGAGUUCGACGAGAGCCCCGUGUUGGACCGCCUCAGCGUGCUCCGCGAGGUCCACGCGAUGGUCUCUCGUCAGUACAGAUUUCUGCCAGUGGGGUACCCCCUGGCGGAAGCGCACCAGCUUCUUAG
Molecule: messenger RNA, 3959 nt
Organism: Prorocentrum cordatum
Lineage: Eukaryota; Dinophyceae; Prorocentrales; Prorocentraceae
Source: the annotation of a GenBank genome assembly